AUGGUGAUCAGAUACUUUUCAAAUGUCGUGGAUCCGCCAGUAAUGUUAUACAUGGGCGUAGAUAAAUUUGAAAAUGAGAAUUUAAUUAGAUGGGGUUGGCCCGAAGAUGUUUGGUUUCAUGUUGACAAAAUUUCAUCCGCUCAUGUUUACGCACGUUUACCUCCAGGGCAUACGUUCGACAAUAUGUCCGAGGCUUUAGUAGAAGAUUGUGCGCAGUUGGUGAAGGCGAAUAGUAUUCAGGGCAACAAAAUAAAUAAUGUAGAUGUCGUUUACACUCCAUGGGAUAAUUUGAAGAAAACAGGCGAGAUGGCUGUUGGACAAGUCGGUUUUAAAGAUGACGGAAGAGUUAAGAAGGUCCGUGUUGUGAAACGUAUAAACGACAUUGUUAAUAGGUUGAACAAAACUGAAGUAAGAGUAGAAAUUGACUAUCGAGCUGAACGAGAAAAUCGAGAUGCCAAGGAACGCGCAGCCGAGAAACUAAGACAACGCGAGAAAAAAGAAGCGGAAAAAGCGGAAAUGGAAAGACGAGAAAAAGAACGACAGAUGCGUUCAUAUGAUGGAGUUUUUAGCGAAGAAAAAAUGAGUUCUAAUUAUGAUGGUGGAAACGAUUCUGAUGAUUUUAUGUGA
Molecule: messenger RNA, 627 nt
Organism: Thelazia callipaeda (thelaziosis nematode)
Lineage: Eukaryota; Metazoa; Nematoda; Chromadorea; Rhabditida; Thelaziidae
Source: the annotation of a GenBank genome assembly